This is a messenger RNA of Pieris macdunnoughi, 507 nucleotides long. NCBI's taxonomy places the organism in Eukaryota, Metazoa, Arthropoda, Insecta, Lepidoptera, Pieridae. The record is from the annotation of a GenBank genome assembly.
AUGCAAAAUAAUUUAUUAACAGAACUAGACUAUGGAUAUGAUGUUCAGUUAAUUAUGGCUCCAGAAGAGAGUGAUGACGAAGAAUCACAUUUUAAAGAAAACUUUGAAGAAACAAAUGACACAGAAAGUCUACAAGUUGAUGAAAAGUUUUCAAACUAUAAACUUUUAGAAAAGCGACUCAAUAGUUAUCAAAAGUUUUCACAAUAUAUUUUCUAUAAAAGAGAUUGUGUAACUCUAGAAAACUUCAGAAAAUAUGGUGUUAAAAGAUACAUCAAUCCGAAUUUGAAAUAUUUUUCAAUCAAAUAUUGGUGUACAUUUGGAGGCAAAAAUAAGAAACCUCAUGAGCAAGGAAAGGGUGGGUUACAAAUGUCUCACAAAAACUGCAAAGCCUUCAUUAGAGUUAAGGUUACAGAAGAUGGCAACAGUUUAGUUAUUUCUUCUUUAAAUUUGAAUCACAAUCACCCAGAAAUAGUUGAUAUGAACAACACAAUCCCUAAAGGAAUUUAA